This is a messenger RNA of Durusdinium trenchii, 792 nucleotides long. NCBI's taxonomy places the organism in Eukaryota, Dinophyceae, Suessiales, Symbiodiniaceae. The record is from the annotation of a GenBank genome assembly.
GAUGCCAAGGAAGAAGCCUGUACAGGAAACUCGAAGCACCUGCACCUGCAGACUCAGAAGGUGCAAAAGAAGCCCAGACAUUGGAUGAACCACCAGAAGAAUCCAAAGCCAAAAAAAGGGCCAAAGAAGAAAGCAGCCAAGGCAAAUCCUGCGGCUAAGGAAGCUGCCAAAAAGACAGCGCCGCCCGCAGAUGAAGUUCAGGAUGAAGCUCCGGAGGAUUCAGCGGAGCCUCCAAAGAAGAAGCCAAAAGUUAAGAAGCGUGGAAUCAACCUUCUACCCACGGCAGCCCUCCAGAGCGCAGAGGUGAAGGAAAUUGAUCCCAAGAGUCACUUUCAGCCAAGUACAGAGAGGCUUGAGGGCAAGUACAAACUACUGAAGAGCAAGUGUGCAAAGGUCAAGAUGCACAUUAGUGGCGGGUGUUUGGCCCAUUUCAACAACGUCGGAUUUCCAAGGGCACCAUGCACCACGGCAGCCAUUCUGCUGGGAGAGCAGAAGAAAUCCAUUGUCUAUGCAAGUGGCCUUUGGGUGCCGGCUUGGGAAGACCAAGCCAAUAUGGAAUCAUGGGAGCUUAGCGGUGAAGACUUUCAAGAGUUUUGCACAAAGAAGGAGGUCACGGCAGUGGCAAUGUGCCUCAUUACACCGGAGGAUGACGCGCCUGACCCGUCCAAAUUGAUGGUCUUUGACAAGCUUCGCCAGAAGUGUCCGUCCAUGCUUUUUGCAUUGACUUGCAGCGACAAGAAAUCAACCUUUUAUGAGUACAAAGAAGAAGGUGUCAAUCCGGUGCCCAUCGAG